GUUCCUAUGACUAUUUUAUGAAUAUUUGUCUUGGUAUAGGGUCCUGUACAGUCCACAGUGAGUGGGAGAGAAAGAGCAUCAGUACAGAGAGAACAUUUCCUGAUAUUUGGAAGCCAUCCGAACUCUUUCAAAAGUGCCACAAGUUAUGCUAUUCACUGACAGAAGAAGUUGAAGAGAGUAAUAUUAAGGGAAAGACUGUGACAUUGAAACUGAAGACUAGUGCUUUUGAAGUGAAGCAACGCUCGAUGACUUUCCCCAAUCCUAUAAGCUCCUUUGCUGAUAUUCACAAAGCAGCAAGGAUCCUGCUAGAAACAGAAAUGAAGAACAAUUCUCAACUGAAACUCCGUCUAAUGGGAGUUAGAUUAUCUAGUCUUGAAGGAACCAGUAAAUCCCCUAGUAAAAAGAGAAGCAGCAGUGCUGCUUCUACUCUAUCACUGGACAGGUUCUUUUCACCCGAGGAGAAAGCAGAGUCAAGUACCAUGGAAAGUAAAAGAGUCAAGAUGUCUGAGGAAGUUCAAAGAAAUUCUGAAGAUGGUUUUGAAACAAAGAUGUCUGAGGAAGUUGAAGGAAGUUUGGAAGAUGGAUUCGAGACCUCAUCAAUUGAAAUGAAAACUUGUUUACAGUGUCCUAUAUGCAAUAAAGAUGUACCUGGUGAUAAUGCUGCACUGAACCUACACGUUGAUGAGUGUCUUAACCAGUCCGCCAUUGAAGAGAUGUCUAUUGAUCCUGCUGAUGUUAGUAUCUGUAGCUCUAUUGGUAAUAAGAGCUUUGAAAUGUUGCAACAGCCUUCUACAGGCAAGACCACAAGUAAAUCGGCUAGUCCAUUAUCAAGAAGUGUGAAAAAGAAGUCACAGAAAACUGGCCAACAGAAUUCAAAAGGUAGCUCUUCUAAAAAGGGAAAAGCUGCCGUUUCGACACCAGUCAAAUCACUCAAAUCAUUCUUUGUUUAGACAUUAGACAGCACAAUUAUUGUAAUAAUGUAAUGAUAAUGUGAAUAAUUUCAAUAAUAGAAUUUAUGUUGAUG
Amphimedon queenslandica is the source of this 1024-nucleotide messenger RNA. Its product is annotated as DNA polymerase kappa-like. Lineage: Eukaryota; Metazoa; Porifera; Demospongiae; Haplosclerida; Niphatidae. The record is from RefSeq and is a predicted model, not a curated record. Gene Ontology annotation, molecular function: DNA-directed DNA polymerase activity; damaged DNA binding. Gene Ontology annotation, cellular component: nucleus. Bases 18 to 950 code for a protein of 310 amino acids. The transcript has 7 exons. Gene Ontology annotation, biological process: error-prone translesion synthesis.